AUGGCACACCAGACGGGCAUCCAUGCCACUGAAGAGCUAAAGGAGUUCUUUGCUAAGGCCCGGGCUGGCUCUGUCCGGCUCAUCAAAGUCGUCAUUGAGGACGAGCAGCUUGUGCUGGGCGCCUCGCGGGAGCUGGCAGGUGGCUGGGACCAGGAUUAUGACAGAACCGUGCUGCCUCUACUGGACACCCAGCAACCAUGCUACCUGCUCUACCGUCUUGACUCACAGAAUGCCCAGGGCUUCGAGUGGCUGUUUCUUGCCUGGUCACCUGACAAUUCCCCAGUACGACUGAAGAUGCUGUAUGCGGCCACACGGGCCACAGUGAAGAAAGAGUUUGGGGGCGGCCACAUCAAGGAUGAGCUCUUUGGAACUGUGAAGGAUGACCUCUCCUUCGCUGGGUACCAGAAGCACCUGUCAUCCUGUGCAGCGCCUGCCCCGCUGACCUCAGCUGAGAGAGAACUUCAGCAGAUCCGUAUCAAUGAGGUGAAGACAGAAAUCAGUGUGGAGAGCAAGCACCAGACCCUGCAGGGCCUUGCCUUCCCUCUACAGCCUGAGGCUCAACGGGCACUCCAGCAGCUCAAACAGAAGAUGAUCAACUACAUCCAGAUGAAGUUGGACCUGGAACGGGAGACGAUUGAGCUGGUGCACACAGAGCCCACAGAUUUGCUCCAGCUGCCCUUGAGGGUGCCCCGAGAUGCUGCCCGCUACCACUUCUUCCUCUAUAAGCAUACCCACGAAGGUGACCACCUUGAGUCUGUUGUGUUCAUCUACUCGAUGCCAGGCUACAAGUGCAGCAUCAAGGAGCGCAUGCUCUAUUCCAGUUGUAAGAGCCGCCUCCUGGACUCCGUGGAGCAGGACUUCCAGCUAGACAUCGCCAAGAAGAUUGAGAUUGGCGAUGGAGCAGAGCUGACAGCUGAGUUCCUCUACGAUGAGGUGCACCCCAAGCAACAUGCCUUCAAGCAGGCCUUUGCCAAGCCCAAGGGUCCUGGGGGCAAGCGGGGCCACAAACGCCUCAUCCGAGGCCCUGGUGAGAAUGGUGAUGACAGCUAG
This is a messenger RNA of Chrysochloris asiatica (Cape golden mole), 1050 nucleotides long. RefSeq names its product twinfilin actin-binding protein 2 (gene TWF2). Bases 1 to 1050 code for a protein of 349 amino acids. Gene Ontology annotation, biological process: positive regulation of neuron projection development; actin filament depolymerization; regulation of lamellipodium assembly. Gene Ontology annotation, cellular component: cytoplasm; myofibril; actin filament. The record is from RefSeq and is a predicted model, not a curated record. The transcript is spliced from 9 exons. NCBI's taxonomy places the organism in Eukaryota, Metazoa, Chordata, Mammalia, Afrosoricida, Chrysochloridae. Gene Ontology annotation, molecular function: actin filament binding; actin monomer binding.